This is a messenger RNA of Andrographis paniculata, 1764 nucleotides long. Its product is annotated as glutamate decarboxylase. NCBI's taxonomy places the organism in Eukaryota, Viridiplantae, Streptophyta, Magnoliopsida, Lamiales, Acanthaceae. The transcript is spliced from 6 exons. Gene Ontology annotation, biological process: L-glutamate catabolic process. The record is from RefSeq and is a predicted model, not a curated record. The coding region runs from base 83 to 1582 and encodes 499 amino acids. Gene Ontology annotation, cellular component: cytosol. Gene Ontology annotation, molecular function: pyridoxal phosphate binding; glutamate decarboxylase activity.
ACAUUACAUUCAUUCAUAAUACAAUAAUUCAUUCUCUUCUCUUUCAAUUUCUUCUCUUACAGAUCAGUUAGGAAAGGCAACAAUGGUUUUAUCGAAGACAGCCUCCCAAUCCGACGUGUCGGUCCACUCGACUUUUGCUUCCCGAUAUGUCCGAGACUCCCUGCCCAGGUUCAAGAUGCCGGAGAGCUCGAUCCCAAAGGAGGCGGCGUAUCAGAUCAUAAACGACGAGCUGAUGUUGGACGGGAACCCGAGGCUGAACUUGGCCUCGUUUGUGACAACGUGGAUGGAGCCCGAGUGCGAUAAGCUCAUCAUGGCCGCCAUCAACAAAAACUACGUCGAUAUGGACGAGUACCCCGUCACAACCGAGUUACAAAACCGUUGUGUGAACAUGAUCGCACAUUUGUUCAAUGCGCCGCUAGGAGACGGCGAGGCGGCGGUCGGAGUUGGAACGGUGGGCUCGUCGGAGGCAAUAAUGCUUGCCGGACUGGCGUUCAAACGAAAAUGGCAAAACAAAAUGAAGGAACAAGGGAAACCUUAUGACAAACCUAACAUAGUCACCGGCGCUAAUGUCCAAGUAUGUUGGGAAAAAUUCGCACGCUACUUUGAAGUCGAGCUCAAGGAAGUAAAACUAAGAGACGGCUACUACGUGAUGGACCCCGAGAAGGCUGUGGAGAUGGUCGACGAGAACACUAUUUGCGUCGCCGCCAUCUUGGGGUCGACUCUCAAUGGAGAAUUCGAAGACGUCAAGCGCUUGAAUGAUCUCUUGCUGACAAAGAACAAGGAAACAGGGUGGGAUACACCGAUUCAUGUAGAUGCAGCAAGUGGAGGGUUUAUCGCGCCAUUUUUGUACCCGGAGCUAGAGUGGGAUUUCAGGCUACCGUGUGUGAAGAGUAUAAACGUAAGCGGGCACAAGUAUGGGCUAGUAUACGCGGGCAUCGGGUGGGUCAUUUGGAGGAACAAAGAAGAUUUACCCGAUGAGCUCGUCUUUCACAUUAACUAUCUAGGAGCAGAUCAACCAACUUUCACUCUCAACUUCUCUAAAGGUUCGAGUCAAGUUAUCGCUCAAUACUACCAACUCAUCCGUUUGGGCCACGAGGGCUAUCGAAGUAUAAUGGAGAACUGCCAAGAAAACGCAAUGGUACUAAAACAGGGGUUGGAGAAAACCGGACGUUUCAACAUCGUGUCCAAGGAUAACGGCGUUCCUCUAGUGGCAUUUAGUCUAAAGGAUAACAGUCAACACAACGAGUUUGAAAUCUCGGACAUGCUUAGGCGCUUCGGGUGGAUUGUCCCCGCAUACACCAUGCCACCGGAUGCACAACAUGUGACGGUGUUGCGUGUGGUUAUCCGCGAGGAUUUCUCAAGAACUCUUGCUGAGAGGCUCGUGAUUGACAUCGAGAAAGUAUUGCACGAGCUCGACUCGCUCCCAGCUAGGGUCACUGAGAAACUCACGGCCGGGUCGGCGGCAGUGGAGGAGAAUCACCAUGCGAUUGUGAAGAAGACUGCCAUUGAAGUGCAGAGAGAAAUCACUGCAGCCUGGAGGAAAAUGGUUGCUGAUAAAAAGAAAACCAAUGGUGUUUGUUGAAGCAAUAAUAUACAUCGAUCUCAUUAUAUAUUUUGCUUAUUAUUGGAAUUUAUAUACUUUUGAAUUUGUAUUCGGUAUCUUUGUGAUUCAAGAUUAACCAUCGCUGUUUUGAUGGUAACAUUUAUGGCCAAUCACGGCUUGAUAUUGCUAACAUUGCAUGAUAUGAGAUUUUUCUUUCUUUC